Sipha flava (yellow sugarcane aphid) is the source of this 1915-nucleotide messenger RNA. RefSeq lists its product as uncharacterized. The record is from RefSeq and is a predicted model, not a curated record. The coding region runs from base 1 to 1749 and encodes 582 amino acids. NCBI's taxonomy places the organism in Eukaryota, Metazoa, Arthropoda, Insecta, Hemiptera, Aphididae. The transcript is spliced from 9 exons.
AUGGAGUACACAAUGAAUGAUAUUAUAAUUAAUGAAUCCGAACAAAGCGAUUUAAGUAGUGACUCAGAGAGCAUUUUAAAUUGCUAUAUUAUAAAUGGCACGAUAAGCAGUGAUGAAGAGAUUCGAGUUAUCAAUGCUGUUAAUGUUCAUAUUGAAAAUUGUACAGCCAUCGAAUACAAGCGGCGGUCCACUACACCGGUGCGCAUUGAGCAUCACCGCCGUGUAAACAACAAACAAAACGACGACAGCGGCGACGACGACUACGACUACGACUACGGUGGUGGCGGCGGCGGCGACAGCAACGGCGGUGAUGUUUUUCACAAUAAAAAAUAUGAUGUUUGCACAUUUUCAAGUUGGUUAAGAGCGUUGGAACAGUGUCCAAAUAAAAAAGUUCGAUAUGAGUACACGCAACUCAUGAUCUUGGCUUUAGAAUAUCCGGAGCCGGUGUGCCCAUUCAAAGAUCCUCCGCCUGAGACAAUUGAUCCCUUGGAACACGGGGUAAUCGAAACUUCGAGGAGAUUCAGAAACAGAGAAGGCACUGCAACUUGUACACCAAUCGAUACUCGCAUUUCUAAUCCGACCAUUACCACGUCAGUCACUCACAAUAAUUGUCGGUUUGCAUCUUCUCAGAUCAUCCCGAAUGUGGGCGUUCAAGUUUAUUACGCAUACUCGGACGAACCACUCUAUAAGUGGUACAUACCGCCUCAAAUAACAGUGCCAAAAAAAGGUCCACAUGCAGGACCUUUAGAAUGGGAAAGAGCAAUAGCGGGUAUUAUGCCCAAAUGGAAUAAACUAAAAGUUGAGAAUCCAAUACUUCUCAACACUCAAAUCAACAUGGAUGAAAAGAAGGAGGAAUUGGCAUCAGUAAAUGGCAGCAAAAUAUCAGAAGCGAAAAGCGACAGGGCGAGAGCAAACGAGAAACCGGAUAUUUGUAAUGUAAUGAACAUUGAGCAACAAAACCGAAAUGUGACUGAAAAUUUUGGCUGGAAUGAUGCUAGUAUAUUAACAGGAGAAAAAAUAAUUGGUGCUGAAAUGUGUUCUGAUUACAAAAUGGAUGGUCAAGUUAAGUCACAAAUCGAACUCGACGAAGAAGCUGCCAGUGCGUUCGAUAAACUUUAUCCCGGUGAUUUUAGAAUACACGUGGAUUAUUCAGUCGUCGAUGUUUUAGUCCCAAUGAACAAGAUGAUUUCCAUGGAAGCUGGCGAUAAAAGAAUUACUAAAGAAAAACAACACGAACUUUGCGAUGAAAAAUCUUCUUCAAAACCACGACAAUGCAGCUCCACCACAGAUGUAUGUGCCGAUUCGAAGAACGCUCUCCGACAAAACGCUGGUCAGGAAAGCACAAGGCUGUCCGUAGAUUGCGGCCCCAAGGGCAUCGCGGAAGCGAAGAACCGUAAUCGCAAAAUUUCAAAACUAUCUGCCCAUUUGAACGAUUUGACUGUCAAAUCACAAACAUUUAAAACCCGUAAAAACGUCGAUCCCGAGUGUCCGAAAACCAUUAUUGAAUCUCCCAAGGACGAAUUAUCGCAGCGUCGUGUAUCAAAUACAAAUGAACUCUUUGAUGACCCCGAAAGUUCAAGUGGAAAAAAAUGUACUCUCCAAAAAGAUCUUUUGAGUACACAAAAUGAAGCUGACUGCAUCGAAGAAAGUUCUUACGACGGAGCGAGAUCGCUAUCACUAAACGACGGUAAAGAACUGGAAAAUAGUGAUCAAGACUAUGAAAGUUUAGAUGGACCUUUAGAUCUGUAAACUGUUCAAAGCUAUAGUUAAUAAAUUAAAUAUUGUGUUUUAUAUCUCUGAAAAUGUCACACGUAAUAACUGAAAUGCUUCAAAGCGUUAAAUUCAUAAUUAUAACGAUAACUCUUACCAGGACCGUCUCGAAGAUGAAAAUCAAGGGGGGUGAAUAAUAUGAAAA